Molecule: messenger RNA, 5782 nt
Organism: Cladocopium goreaui
Lineage: Eukaryota; Dinophyceae; Suessiales; Symbiodiniaceae
Source: the annotation of a GenBank genome assembly
AUGCAGGCGGCUCAGGCCUUGGAUGGCAUGAGCCUCGACAAGAAGCACACGUUCAAAGUAGUGAAGUUCGACGACUUCAAUCGAAUUACCAGCAGAGCUGAUGAGUUCAGACCGCAGAGGAACCUGGCGUCCUAUUCCCGCGCCGACUUCCGAACGUGGCUCACGGACAAGAAAUGCUGGGAGCAGUUUCUCUUGCGCUACCAGACUGAAACAGAGAUCUAUUGGCACGACACCACCAUUGGCGAGCCAGCCCUGUGCUACGGCGGUGAGCGCGAGAAGCGCACUGGAAAGAUUUGGUGCGACUGGCAAGUGCAGUGGUCACCUCUGGGCCAUUUCCUGGCCACCUUUCACAAACAAGGAGUGGCGCUUUGGGCGGGCCCCGAGUUCACAAAGAAGAUCCGCUUUGCGCACGAUGGCGUGAAGCAUUUGGAAUUUUCACCAACAGAGGAGUAUGCCUUGACGUGGAACGGUACCGGCGCAUUGGAGAACGACCCUCAAGCUGUGCGCAUCCAUCGGGUGCUGACGGGCGAGUGCGUGCACAAGUGCCGAACUCCCACUGUGGCACCGCUGGGAGGUGACUUCCCUCACUUUUUGUGGAGCUAUGAUGGCAAGUACUUCGCAGAAUGCAAUGAGAAUGCGAUUUCCGUCCGCGAGACAGCGUCCUUCGAACUGAUCAGGGAUGAGGACGGCAAGAAGAAGACCCUGAAGUUUCCAGAUUUGUCGACCUUCCAAUGGUCUCCCAAGGACAACUUGCUGAGUGUGUGGUGCUUGGAGCAGGAGAACAACCCUGCCAGGUUGGUUCUGGUGGAAAUCCCAUCUCGUCGUGAGUUGGCAUCCAGAUCCAGAACGCAGGUGGAGGCCUCAAUGCAUUGGCAGUCCGAGGGCGACUACUUGUGCCUCAUCAAUACCAAGCUCAGCAAGACCAAGAAGAAAGGAGCCACUAACCUGGAGAUUUUCAGGAUCCGAGAGAAGAACAUCCCAGUGGAUAUCGUGGAGGUGAAAGACUCCGUCCGCGGCUUCCAUUGGGAGACCAAGGGGCAUCGGUUUUCCCUGUUGACCAGCGACGAGUCGGGACACCAUCCCAAGAUGUUCAUCUAUGGUCUCAGCAAGGAGAAAUGCGAGGCCUUGAGCUUCUUCGAUUUACCGUCCAACAGUUACAACAACUUCUUCUGGGCGCCUGAAGGCCAAUAUUUCGUUUGUGCCGCCGUGGGUCACGGCGACUUGCUGUUUGGAGGCAUGACCAGCGACAACAAGCUGGAGAUCCUGCACAAAGAUGAGCACUUCAUGCUUACAGAUGUGCAAUGGGAUCCAUCUUCCAGGUAUGUCAUUACUGCGGUGACUCAGCCGAUGCAAAAUGAGAUUGGCGGCUUCAAGUACAGCAUGGAGGCCGGUUUUGCCAUUUGGACCUUCCAGGGCCGAGUGCUGCACCGACAGCAAAAGGAGAAGCUCUGGCAGAUUUCUUGGCGGCCUCAUCCGCCCUGCUUGUUGAACCCGGCGAAGCAAUCUUCGAUCAGGAAGAACGUGAAGGCGUACUCCAAGAAAUACGAUCAUUUGGAUGACCAGGCCAAAGAAGCAGCCAGAAAUGCCUUCAAAAAUGAAAGAGAAAGCAAGAUGAGACAUUUCAAGGACGUGCUUGCCAGACUCGACGAGUACAAGUUCCAGCGCUCAGAGGAGAAUGGCUGGGCGGAAGCAGUUGAGAGGCACCUAGGUGAACAGGGCUGGGAGCCAAUGGAGGUGAAGACGCAGGAGGUGAUCGAAGUGGUGGAGGCACCUGAAUGGCGACGUGUCGUCGCCAUUCUGUGCCAUUCUGCUGGAAGAAAUGUGUACAGUGUGUGGUCCGCUGGCAGCUGCGGUUUUGUGACAGAGCAGGGUAAGAAUGCUACUCAGAAUGCUCUGGGUGAACGGGAAAACCAUGGAAAAAACACCUACGAUGAGAGUCACACAGAGCGCUUGCCAGUGAUGUUCAAGACUUUGGAACAAACAACUUGCAGAGUGAAAGUCAUCACUUGUUGGUUUCUCUACGUGCUGCCCAGCCUUGGCGACACGACUUGGGAAGAAAUUUCUCCCCUGCUGAUCGAUGACUUUGCCGAAGACGCAAAGCAGAAUAAGGGCCUUUUGCCAUUUGCCCUGCCGCAAGUUCCAGGGAGCAGUGCAGCGGAGGAGCUAUAUGCUGGUGUCAUUGUAGGGAAAGGCUAUCCUUUCGGCGCUUACAAAAUUGGAGUCUCGGAUGGAGCAUUGACCACGACCAAUGACACUGCCAUGGCAUUUGCGGAAGCAUCACUGUGCAAUGUCUCUUCCAAGUUGUCUCCGUUGACAGCAGGGCCGUCCUUUACUUGCACAUCCAGUUCGUGUUCAGGUCCAGGGCUUAGUAAAGGCUCCACCGUGUGUCGCAGUUCCUUCCAGCCCACGGGCUCCAGCGUGCAGCUGGGUGGACGCGUGGGAACCUACUGGGCUCCAGCACUGUCCUGGCCCAGCUGGGCACAGUUCACCUUUCCAGCUGUGCCACUUGGAGCUGGAAACAUCACCUUGCGCUUCACCUUAGAUUCCAGGUAUCGCCCAGAGCUAUAUGGAGGAAACAGUUGCCCUAACGCCUCGCAAGGAAAAAACUGCAGUCUCUGUACCAGAGGCUCCUGGGAUUUCUCCGUUCCAGCUGGCGUGCAUUUACUAUGGACAGCAGCGGGGCGGGGCGCCUAUCACAUCACUGGGCCUCUGAAAAAUCUGGGCGAGGCUUUCGAUGCAGGAGAGAUGACACAGAUUCUGCAGCCGCCCAAGGACCUGAACUUAGAAGUUGGAGAACAUCCAGUGAUCACCUUCUUCACAUUUAGCCAAUAUCCAGCUUUUGGGGAGGUCGACCGUGACGAGCACGACAGAUGCAGUGUAUCUUGGAGUGACCAGGGACAACACGCCUUCAAGGAUAAGCCUUUGAUGAUCGUGAGUGCUGAGCUCAUCUAUCGACAACCUUUAGCAGUCACAACAAGCGAGCCACCCAAUGAACAUCCCAGGCUUUACGGAUCCAACGAUGAUUGGUUUUCUCAAAGAGUUGAACCUUUCUUUGAGGCUCCUUGUGAGGACGCUUCGGAGCACAAUGUUGGUUGGUUCGGAGGUUCCGGAGUGGCAGAUGUGAAGGCUCAUUUUGAGUACUCAACCAGGGGAUUCAGAUCAUGUUACGAAGCUGCCAAGGAUGGUGGCGACAUUUCCAGCUAUGGUCCAGCAAGAAGUUAUCUUCAAUUUGAUGGAGAGCAACUCCCUUCAUACACAGAUGGCUUGAAAGUGAUGCAUUUGCUGCGACGACUCUGGGCCUGUGCCGCGAAGAAUUUGGAGUCGCCAGAGUCAUUUACUUGCGAGUACAAUGAAAGCGAGGCGGAGCGCUUGGCCAAGUCCCUGGCAACGGUGGAUUUACAUCGCUUCAACCGCACCACUUGGUACUGCGGAGUCAGUUGUGGAGGAGCAGUUGGCGAGGUGCUGUUUGAUUUGACAACUGCGGAGCCGGUGAAUUACUUCAGCACUUGGUACGAUCUUUUGGUGAGUCGAAGUGACUUAUUGAGUCUGGAGGAUGCGUCUAGAGUGUCGGCCUCCCUCAAAGAACAAAUUGGUUUAUUCAUGUCAAAUUUCAAUACCGGCCAUUGGAAUCUGUGGAAUGGGAACAAUUGGACCCCUCAUCUUUGCAUCGCUGCAAUGUCGUGGCUUGUAAGCUUCUGGCAUGAAGAUCCAUCAACUGCCAGGGAAGUGUUGGCAAUGAUCAAUGAUAUUUUGUGGUUGCAUCGAAACAUGUUUACAUCAGAUGGUGUUUAUGUGGAAGGCGUGGCUAUGUACUCUUUCAUGUCGAUUACCGGACUCAUUGGAAUCUCUGCGAUGCAGCGUGCAUCCUUUGGCUUUGCGCCCAAUGCUGUUGAUGCAAAUUCCUUGGCCGGUCUGGUUGAGUACCAUCUUGCAAGCAUGUCCACUGAUGCAUACACUGUGCCAUUUGGUGAUUCGCACAAGAAACGUGGCUGGGGGGACUUUUCGACCUUGCAAGCUGCAGUAGCUUCUGAGAUCAUUGGAAGACCUGUGGAUUCAGCUUUGAGUCCUUGCGGCGCACGUGAAUAUUCCGCAGCUUUGUAUGGCUCUGGCGGCUUAUACGAAGAUCCUUGGAGGAUAAGUCCAGAGCUCCUUUCGUUGAACCUCACCCGACUGGUGGCAUCUUGCAGUUCUGCUGCCACCCAGCCGUUGGGAGGCGCCAUGCAACGCAUCUUCAGCAAGGGUGGCUAUGCGUCCAUGCGACUCCCGCUGCUUGUCCCAGACGACACCUUUCCGUGCUUCGGCAGUGACACGUCGGAGCGCUGCGUGAAGGGCAAGCCGUCGUUGGUGGACAAUAUUCCGUAUUCGUUUUUGGCUCUGCAGGCCAGACCGAAUUCCUACUCGCAUUCCGAAGUGGAUUUCGGAACAUUUACUUGGUCUGCAUGGGGUGUUCGCCUGAUCUCAGAAUAUGGAUAUGGCACCAUUGCUACUGCAGUGGGACAGUGGGAUUUUCGCAGGUAUGAAUACAUCGACAACAACCCUGCUGGACAUAAUACAGUGGUCAUCAACGAAGCUUUUGAUGGUGACACCAUCAACUUUUCGCAGCUCCAUUGGGCCACAGGGCAACUCAUUGGGAUCGACAUAGAGACCGACACCCAAUGGCAGUGCGUUGAGCUGGAUGGCUCAGUCCCUUACGGUUCCAGCCGUCCGGAUGGAUGGAUGGAGACCAUGCGACGUUAUGCGUGUCCACUGGCAGAUGGCUCCUUCGUGCUGAUUGAUGUGUUGCAGGUGAAGAAGGAUCGUUCGGCUCUGAACUUGUAUGGUGCUCAGUAUGGUGGGCCCAACUUCAACGAAGCAGAAGCUGCGCAACGGCUACAUCUGGAGGAAUAUUUCCAUACUGAGACCAGUGCGCCGCUAGCAGAAGAUGCUCCGGGGAAUCGUUUGGCGGAAGAACUUCUGUUCGAUCGAAGUUCAGAUCCCUCCAAGUACAAAUGGUGUUCACAUGUGGAUCCUAUUCUACUGAAUCCAUCUGCCAUCCUGCUGAAAGCUCGUUGUGGUAUGGGAGACCACCGUCCGGCUGAUGGCUUUGGGCUGGUCAGCGGCUUUUCCACUUCUGGUGGGAGCUUUGUGUAUGACGGCUUGGUGACCACGGUGGACUCCUAUUUUCGCAGCAACUGGCUGAAGAAGCGCCGUUUCCGUUUCGUGGGAGAGUCCUCCGUGGGGACGGAGAUCUUCGCGUUUUUGUGCUGAGCCCUUCACUGAACAGCAGCACCAGUCCAACCAUUGUGUUGAGUUCCUGCUCCAGUGAGUUGGGCUGUGACAGUGCCACCGCCAUCAGCUGUUCCUGCGUGGCGAUCUGCUCAGAGGGCACCUUGCGCUGGGUGGUGCUGCUGCGUGGACGGCUGCGGGCCUUAACGAAGGUGGGUGCUUGCGGCUCCAGCAUCACUUGGGAUGACGCUAUGGUGGCCAAACUUCGUGCAGAGGUGUCCACGGUAUCCACUUCAGAAGGAUCUACACCGUCCACAUCCACCGCGGCGAUGUCAACCGACCCGGGAACUCAACGCACGCAGGUAUCGUCCACCGACCCGACCACACACAUAUUUCUUGGGAUGAGCCGGCGGAUGCAGAUGCUACAUAUGUGGUACCUGAUGUGGCUGUGCUGGGUGUGGUGAUGCCCACCUCAAUCCGUACGGAGAUUUGGAUGAAUUCUGUCCGGAUCUGGAUGGGCUCCAGCCGAAAUUCCCAAUACCUGGCAGAAAGGCUUGGUGUUUGUUGCGUGAUGCUG